CGAGGGCCUCGGCACAAAUCCGACAGACCUCCGAGGGUACACUUGUGUUCGGUUCUGUUUUUUAUUUUGUAUUUUUGUUUCGCCUUAUCCUUCUCUCUUUCUCUCUCUCACUCUCCGCCCGUCUCUCCCUCUUUUUGAUUCUCGUUCUCUCCUCCCCAUCCCUUUUCUCGUCGUUCGGUCCCUCCCUUCUUUCGUUGUGCCGCGCAAGGUGGGGGCUCCGAUGAAGAAAUGCCGAGGUGCCUGAUGGCGAAAAAGUGGAAAGGGUACCCGUGGCCGGACGAGAGGCCGAGAGAAGAAGACGAAGACGAAGAGAUCGAUGUCGUCGGUGACACACCUGCUGGGCCCCAAAUUUGGGGACCUUCGAGCCCGACGGCGGCAGCUACAGCACCGAGCCCACCUCCUCCACAUCACACAGACAGGAUACCGCCUAUCAUUUACAACGGAUAUGUCCAAGAUUUAUCACAUUUCACGGCUUACCUACCGAGAGAACCUUCGGUAACACCGCCGUCCUAUGCGACGCUCCAACCGGCGACAGAGCUGACGACGCUUCCGAGGACGAAAUCACUGUCAAUGUGUUACACCAGCACGGGUGCAGCUCUUUCGUUACCGCCUAAGAAGAAGGACAUCUACCGCCCUUAUUCUUUGGACGACCGGCCUGCGGUGACCACCACAUACACCAAUUUGGGGUGGAGGCCGGCGGAAGAGGACUUAUCCGCGGCUCACGCUAUCUUAGACCUCAGUGCCUCCACCCCAGCACCACCUCCAGAGAAACCGUCACCCAACCCCCCUACCUCUAAAACUGUAGCAUACACCUACGAGGCCUUUUUUGUCAGCGACGGCCGGUCGAAAAAGAAGGCGGUCGACCCGGCCGGACAAGUCGACUCCAAGCAGAGGUACACUUGCUCGGAAUGCGGGAAGCAGUACGCCACGUCGAGUAAUCUAUCGCGGCACAAGCAGACUCAUCGGAGCUUAGACUCGCAGUCGGCGAAGAAGUGCAUGACAUGUGGGAAGGCGUACGUAAGCAUGCCGGCCUUGGCCAUGCACCUCCUCACACACAAACUGAGCCACGCAUGCGGCGUCUGCGGCAAACUUUUCUCCAGACCUUGGCUCCUCCAGGGCCAUCUCAGAUCGCACACCGGAGAAAAGCCCUACGGAUGCGCGCAUUGCGGCAAAGCCUUCGCCGACCGGUCUAACCUCCGGGCACACAUGCAGACGCAUUCGGCCGACAAGAACUAUCAAUGCACGAGAUGUCACAAAACCUUCGCGUUGAAGUCUUACCUGAACAAACAUCUAGAAUCGGCAUGCUUGGAAAGCGGUGAGCACAUAAUAAAAUCUCCCUCCCCUUCGAUACCUGGUUAGGGCUAAACUCGCACCGUCCAAAUCUACAACAGUUCGUCCAAAAAUACGAGGACUUUUUUGUGCUUCGCACGAGAAAGUUACUAACUACUACUAGUCACUCUAGACGCUUCUACUCACUAUCGUUAUACUUUAUUAAAUCUUAAAAUUUGUAACUAGCAUGGCUUAAAUCGGUUAAUGAAUUUUGUAGUUUAUGUCUCAUGUCGUUAAGGAGUAAUUUAAGCCCAUUGAUUGGGCUGAGUUUUAACUAAACUCCAGUUUCGCAAAUCAACGAAUCUUUAGAAAUAACAAAAAAAUGUUGCAAAACAAUAUUAAUUUCUAGUCAUUAUUUUUGUAACUAUAACCAAAACUAUCCUAGUCAAUUUUUUCAUUUAUCAACGAAACUAGUCAUUUCUUUCUGUUUAAGCUUCUUUUUAUCUAGUCAUUAUUUUAAGUCUUCAAUUUAGUCAUUUAGCCUUUAAUAUGUAAAAACACAAGCAUUCUUUUUUCUAGACAAUAGGGUUAAAUUAAUAGACAAUAAUUAUUUUUCUUAAUUUUUUUUAAUUUAUUUAAUAAUGUUCUUUGAAAUAAGCACUAACGUGCCAUAAUAAGCUAGCAUAAACCAAAGAGUAAGUAAUAUUAAGGUAUUUAAGUCACAACGAUCAUUCUAGUCCGACUCACUAGUCAGUCAGUACUUAAUUAUAAGGUCAAUUCUAAAAGCCAUAUUAAUUUUAAUUAGUUAAGAUAUUUUUUCAGAGAUCUCAUUAGAGAAAUAAUUGCCAUACUUCGUCACAUUCCAGUAUUAGGUAUAGGAUAACUGUAACACCACUAGUCUUAAGAUCUAGUCCGAGGAUGAGAUAAUCUAGUCAAAAAUAGUGGUCUAAGAGAAUUUAUAAGCAAUAAAUGCAAUAAGCACUUAUAAUUUAAAUUGUAUAGAUAAGAGAAAAAGUGCAAUAUUAAAUCUAGUCGGUGUAAAUAAUUCUAGUCAUAUGAUUUAAUUAUUUAUUUGUUUUUGUAUGUUAAGAUCCCUCCGUCGAACGCUUUCUGUGCUGUGCGAAUCGCUCUUCCUUAGUCUUCUCUAUCAUUUCAGCAAGAGCCGAGCUCCGUCUUACGAGAUGUUGUGUCCUGUCGCUUUCCUUAACUUUUUUAGGCCCCGUUGGAUAUUUUUCCGCAGACCCUCUUUUAAAGUGUCGUCUAUUGUUCCCGUGUGUUGUCUAGACUUCUGCCGAGAAGGCUUAUAUUGGUUUCCAGCUCUAAAGCUCCCCCUCUCACUUCUUCGGCUUCCUCCGCUUCUGUAAACAAUGUGGGUAAACAUUUUAACGUCCGCCCCUUCCUUUUCGGUCUCGUCCCUCUUUCACUGCGUCUCUCACCCCUUAAACCCUCUCAUCCUCUAAUCUUACCAAAUAGCUUCUGCUUUUUCGCUGUUUAUAGCACUUUGUCUUAUCUUUGUUCUAAGUCUGCGUCCUUGUUCUCCCCGUCCUCGUAGUCAGUGUUGUCGGGUUUUUCCAGUCUUUUGUCUUUAGACGGAGGGAUUGGACGAAAAACGAGUGAUAUCUAGUCGAAAUAUUACUGUGGCUAAAGUACUUAACUGGGCGGCUUGAAAAGCACUCGAGUUUAAGCACCACAAUAUUUGUAAAUAGAUAGAGUUUAAUUCUCAAAAUGAUCUCUUACCAUAUAAUAGGUUUAAGAUGUUUAAUUUUCUUUUUAAAUGAAGGGAUGAAUGGUCAGUUUUGAGUAUUUUAUUCUUUAUAUUCUAUUCAUUGUGCGAAAGCAAUAAUCUAGUCAGGUUGAUUUUGCACUUUCGUUUUAAAAAAUGAAUGAGUUUCCGUAAGCCUAUUUUUUCUAUAUUCUAGUCAUUGUGCGAAAGCAUUAAUUUAAUCAAGUUGGUUUGGAAUUUUCGCUUUAAAAGAUGAAUGGGUUUUCUGUUGAAAUUUUAAAGUUGCGUCUUUCUGAAAAACGUUUUUUUAUAUCCUAGUCAUUGUGCGAAAGCAAUAAUCUAAUCAAGUUGUUUUUUACCAUUCUUUUUAAAAGAUAAAUGAGUUUUCUGUUGAUUAAGAUUGUGGCUUUUCGUAAACGUGUUUUUUUCUAUAUUUUAGUCAUUGUGCGAAAGCAUUAAUUUAAUCAAGUUGAUUUGGAAUUUUCUCUUUAAAAGAAGACCGUGUUUUCUGUUGAAAUUUUAAAGUCGGGUCUUUUUGAAAAACGUUUUUUUAUAUUCUAGUCAUUGUGCGAAAACAAUAAUCUAAUCAAGUUGUUUUUUAGGAUCCUUUUUAAAAGAUAAACGAGUUUUCUGUUGAAAUUUUAAGAUUGUGUCUUUUCGUAAUUUUUUUUCUAUAUUCUAGUCCUUGUGCGAAAGCAUUAAUCUGAUCAAGUUGAUUUGGAAUUUUCUCUUUAAAAGAUGACUGGGUUUUCUGUUGAAAUUUUAAAGUCGGGUCUUUUUGAAAAACGUUUUUUUAUAUUCUAGUCAUUGUGCGAAAGCAAUAAUUUAAUCAAGUUGUUUUUUACCAUUCUUUUUAAAAGAUUGUGUCUUUCCGUAAACCUAUUUUUUCUAUAUUCUAGUCAUUGUGCAAAAGCAUUAAUUUAAUCAAGUUGGUUUGGAAUUUUCUUUUUAAAAUAUGAAUGAGUAUUCGGUUGAAAUUUUCGGUUGUGUCUUUCUCUAAAGAUUUUUUUACAUAUAUUCUAGUCAUUAUGCUAAAGCAAUAAUCUAGUAAAAUUGAUUUUGAACUCUCUUUUUAAAAGAUGAAUGAGCUUUUUGUUGAAAUUUUAAGGUCGUGUCUUUGUGUAAAACCGUUCCAUGGCAAUAAUGCGUUGGGGCAUUCGUCUGUUGUAAAUUCUCAAUUUGUGUUAAGACCCUAUGUGAAAAAAAAAUCUAUAAGCAAUAUAAAAGACAACGAUAAUCAUAAUAAUUUCGAUAAGCAAUAGCUUGGUGUCUUAUUGAAUUUCAUUGGAGCAAUGCCCCAAAUCUAAUAUAGCCUAUAGUAUUCAAAAGCAAUAAUAAUUGUAGUCUAGGUUAAGUGGGCCAGGGUUCUACAAAGGGGUUGAAUCCGUGUGACCGAACAGCCAUAAGUACAUUAAAGUAUUAAGCUUAGGAUAUAAGUGAACUAUUUAUUCCUUUUCAAUUUAAAACUUAAAUGAGACUUGAAACUACAAAAUUUUGCGACCUGUUUUAAAACGUGCUAGUAUAAAUAUUCAGAUUACUGUCCUAAACUAUGUUUCUAACAUUGUAUCUAUUAUAAUCUUUUUACAUUUUUGGUUUUCUGUAUAGUUUAAAAAUAUUAAAUUUUGUAUUUAAAUAUGUUAAUAAUCUUUCUUUAUCAAAAAAUAUGCUUUCUUAAAACAGAAGUGGUCUAUAAUUAUUUAAAAUUGUACAUUAUUCUUAUUUAUUUUAAUUUUUGUAAUAUUUUUUGAUUCUGCUAUAUAUAUUAUUUAUUCUAUUGUAAUUACCGAAUCAGGUUGAAAGUCAAAAUUAAACAAACCCAUGUAUUUUAUCAUUUCUAUGUUAAUUAUGUAUAAGACUUAAAUUAUUCUAUGUGUUAACUAGUCUCUCAGUCAGCAACGCUAUUAAUUUAUUAUGUAAAACGUUUUAUUUAUUUAUUAUUAACUAUUAUUAUUAAGAAUUAAGCAAUUAGGUCGCCAGCGCAUAGGUUUCAAAGAGAACAAAAUGAAAAAAAAAAUAAACAGCAACGAGCAAUUAAUUAGCGUCUGCUCAAGAUUUUAGACUACUCCCUAGGAUUGGUUAGAAUCCAUUUUGUAUACUAUAUACUCUUCCCUAUAUAAAAAGAAAAAAUAUAAGAAAUUAUAUAUGAAGUAUAAAAGAAAAAUGAUAUUUAUAACAUCUAGAGAAGGUAGAGAAUUAUAAUUAGCAGGAUGGUAGAAUUAAUAAAGUACAAGAGCACUAUAUUGUUGAACAUGCAUUUUAAAGGCACUGACAAAAAAUGAAAAGAAAAGAUAAGAAAAAAAAACAACACAUUCUAACCAAACAUAGUAAAAGCAAUUUUUGUAAUAUAUUAUUAUAUUUUCGUAAUAAAUAGUCAUUCGAAUUAUAAA
This is a messenger RNA of Cimex lectularius (bed bug), 5379 nucleotides long. RefSeq names its product transcriptional repressor scratch 2. The record is from RefSeq and is a predicted model, not a curated record. The transcript has 2 exons. Lineage: Eukaryota; Metazoa; Arthropoda; Insecta; Hemiptera; Cimicidae. Bases 229 to 1359 code for a protein of 376 amino acids. Gene Ontology annotation, molecular function: RNA polymerase II cis-regulatory region sequence-specific DNA binding; DNA-binding transcription factor activity, RNA polymerase II-specific. Gene Ontology annotation, biological process: regulation of DNA-templated transcription.